AUGGCAAAACUCACUGACGAUGCCGACUACGAUGCCUGCGAAACGUCUGGGAAUGUACCACGUCGACAGUCCGACUUUGAAAAUGAUUAUGCAUACAAUGGACUCUGGAAUAGGUGCAUUCCAUUAGGUCUUCCUACCAAUAUGAGCAAACGCCUUGGUAUGAUCGAUGAGUCAGGGUUGUUCACGCUGCACAGACUUACCAUCGGUCUUGGCACACUAAAUUCUCGAAUCUCCCAGCCUUCUCAAAGUGCAGAUGAAGACAUCGUACGUACGGAAGAUGAUAAGACAAGUGAGGCGUUCAGCAAAUUUAGCAGAAAGGACGUUUGGGACAUACGAUUUGCGGAGGACAAUCCGCGUCUGUUCUGCAUUAUGGAUAAGACACGGCUUUAUAUUUACGAGGAUCUUGAGGCGGAGCCAGCUGUCCAGACUUCUAUCUAUAUAUGUUCGUUUAGGGAUCUUGAAGUUAAGGGAGUCCUUCUUGAUGAUCUAGUUCGGCAUAGCCAGCACCCAGAACUCGACUGCUUGGUUGUCACCUCUACGAAAGCAAUUAUAGCGGCAUUUGCUCUAUAUUUCAACUUGUCUUAUGCAUAA
This is a messenger RNA of Protopolystoma xenopodis, 591 nucleotides long. Lineage: Eukaryota; Metazoa; Platyhelminthes; Monogenea; Polystomatidea; Polystomatidae. The record is from the annotation of a GenBank genome assembly.